Vicia faba (fava bean) is the source of this 312-nucleotide messenger RNA. Lineage: Eukaryota; Viridiplantae; Streptophyta; Magnoliopsida; Fabales; Fabaceae. The record is from the annotation of a GenBank genome assembly.
AUGUCUGGGCGUGGGAAAGGUGGAAAGGGUUUGGGAAAGGGAGGAGCAAAACGACACCGUAAGGUUCUCCGCGAUAACAUUCAAGGUAUUACGAAGCCAGCGAUUCGCCGUCUUGCUCGCAGAGGAGGAGUGAAGCGUAUAAGUGGUCUGAUCUACGAAGAAACACGCGGUGUUCUCAAGAUAUUUUUGGAGAAUGUCAUUCGUGAUGCUGUUACUUACACCGAGCAUGCUAGGAGAAAGACCGUUACCGCUAUGGAUGUUGUUUACGCUCUUAAGAGACAGGGAAGAACUCUUUACGGUUUUGGGGGUUAG